AUUAUUUGCAUGUAGUGUUGCAGUAAAUUUUGCAUAAUUAGCGAGAAUUAAGACUCAUUACUUCAAAAACAAAUAAUGAUUUUUCAAAAAAAUAAAAAGAUUUAUAAGCAAUAUUUCAAGUUCUUUCAUAUGAAACUAACUUGUUGUUUAAGUAAACUUUUAAGAAAUAUGCCCGCUAUGUCUACUGCAAACACUUUUGAAGUUGGUCAAAUGUGUGUAUAAACACUUAAUGGUGGAAGCUGUAGCAAAGAAAACUUUAAUAGAAAGCGAAUCUUCAUGUUUUCACUAAGUAUUGUUGUAUUUCUUUUUAAGCCAUGAUUUGUAGCUUUAUCCUGACAAGCUUUCACCUCUUAUUACUAUCACCUUACGUCACAUCGUUUCCUGUAAAAAGUCUUAGUCUGAGCAAAGGUGUAUUUGAAUGUAAAAAUCAAGAAAAGAUACCAAGAGGAUGGCAAUGCGAUGGCGAAACAGAUUGUCAAGAUGGGUCGGAUGAGAUCAAUUGCUCCUUCAUUAAAAGACCUUGCAACGAUGCUUUAGGUGUUUCAAAUGCACAGAUCAUCUCUGACAGCAAUUUCCACGCCAGUUCGUCUUGUCAAUCCUCAGAAGGCACCACCUUUCAUCCAUGGUAUGCACGCUUGUUUCAAACAGAACAAGAUAAUGGAGCUGGUUCCUGGUGUGCAAGCACAAUGUCACUAGAACCACAUUGGAUUGCAGUCAAUCUGGGGAAAGAAUUUGUUGUAACUAAAAUAGCAACACAAGGUAGGUUUCAGUUUACCAUUCAUGGGACCCCUACAUUGGUAUUUUUAAAAUUCCUUAGAUUUAAUUUACUCUAAAUGUGGCACGUAUAUAGCGUAUAUAACCAGUAAUAAUGUUUUUCAUCGGGAAAUCUGUUGAGCAGUAAUUGUAUGAAAAGGUGUGAAAAAGCAGAAAUUGUUUUUCCAGAGUGUCCUGAUUGACCACGUUGUCUCACUUAACCGAGACCUCGCUACGUGUUUGUAUGGAAAGCGAGCCAGCCAACCUAACCGGGUUAGCCAAUGAACAGUCCCUUAUUAAUAAUGUUUGUUUUUCCCCAGCUUGUUACAAUUUACGCUUGUACUCUUUACUAAGACAUAAUUUCAAUCCUUUUUUAGGUAGAUCUUGUAUGUCGGAAUACGUCACGAAGUUUAAGCUCCAACUUAGUGUCGAUGAUGUAAAUUGGGAAGUUUACAAAUAUUAUGGCCAUCCAAGGGUAAAGAAGGAUAUUUUGUGAUUCCAUUACACUUUUUUCCUUUAUAAUAAUAUGCUUUAUAAGAACAUCCAAUUUCACCAAUUGGAUUUUUAACUGCUGCUUCAUUAGGAUUAUAAAUCCCAUUAUAGUAUAGUCACUAUUUUGCACGAUUAUCACAAGCUUACCUGAACGUCUCAUGCUACUCUGCUGAAGCUGAAAUUGAAACAAGAUUGAUUGACUUACUGG
This is a messenger RNA of Hydractinia symbiolongicarpus, 1453 nucleotides long. RefSeq names its product low-density lipoprotein receptor-related protein 1B-like. NCBI's taxonomy places the organism in Eukaryota, Metazoa, Cnidaria, Hydrozoa, Anthoathecata, Hydractiniidae. The transcript is spliced from 2 exons. The record is from RefSeq and is a predicted model, not a curated record. Bases 315 to 833 code for a protein of 172 amino acids. Gene Ontology annotation, molecular function: protein binding.